Messenger RNA from Brassica napus (rape), 1264 nucleotides. RefSeq names its product basic leucine zipper 43-like. Bases 77 to 655 code for a protein of 192 amino acids. Gene Ontology annotation, biological process: regulation of DNA-templated transcription. The record is from RefSeq and is a predicted model, not a curated record. Gene Ontology annotation, molecular function: DNA-binding transcription factor activity. Lineage: Eukaryota; Viridiplantae; Streptophyta; Magnoliopsida; Brassicales; Brassicaceae. The transcript has a single exon.
AAUUUACGCCUACACUAAUCUUUAUCUCUCUCUCUCUCUCUCUCUCUCUCUCUCUCUCUCUCUCUCUUCCAUUUUGAUGAUAAGACAUCUAAAACCUAACAUGGAGUCUAGUCCCCAUCGCUCUCAUCAUUGUUUCGACAUCCUUGAAGGAAUGCCACCACAGAACGAUAAUUUCAACUCGACAUUUCUACAAAACCCUAACUUCCAUGUCCAUUUACAGUCCAUAUCACCAGACUUGUCGACCCGCAGCAACAACAACCGCUCUGAUCACUUAGACCCAAAUGGAGAACCCUUUUGCCACAGAGAGGGUCUUGAUCCAGACGAAAGAAGGGCAAGAAGAGUGGUCUCUAACCGAGAAUCUGCAAGAAGGUCUCGUAUGCGGAAGAAGAAGCAGAUAGAAGAGCUGCAGCAACAAGUGGAGCAGCUCAUGGUUUUGAAUCAUAACUUGUCUGAGAAAGUCAUUAAUUUGUUGGAAAGUAACCACCAGAUCAUACAAGAGAACUCACACCUGAAGGAGAAAGUCAGUUCCUUUCACUUGCUCAUGGCAGAAAUGCUAAUACCUAUGAGAAAUGUAGACGGCAGCAUCAAUGAGCGCGACGUGAAUCAUCUCAGAGGAGAAACUUCGAACCGGACCAACACUUUCUUUGGCAGGUAAAGAAAAAAGUAUCAUGCUCCCAUCUUCUAGUUCUUAAUGUGCUAUAUUAUAUAUACAUGUAAUGUUACUACACUAGCAAUUACGUAUAUAAAAGAUACAAACAAUGCAAAUCUACUAGUUUCACAUUUAGUUUCAUCGAAAUUGCGUAUCACAUUCUUGGUCUACAAAGCAAAUCAAACUUUUAAGCAAAAGGUUGAAUCAAACAUUGUUAACAACAAAAACCAAAAAGAAGAAGGUAACUAUAUGGUCCUUCCCUACAUCAACAACUCUUCUUCUUUGUACCGACACCUCCAUUGGAGAUUCUACCAUGGGGGUUGUUAUCUCUCCAGUAUAGCUGAAACUACACUCUUCUUCUAUUAGAAAGAAGCCCAAAGGAAAGUUAUCAAACCAAUGGCUAAUAGGGUUUCAUUCGAUAAGAUUAAUAAAAAAUAAAUAUGAUUGGUAUGUGAAUAAAUGAUGUAUUUUUGAGGGUUGCCAUAAAGCAACUCUCAUUCUUCAUUUUAUACAUAUAUGUCAAUUGUUACAUUUUCAGGUCUUGGUGACAAUUCAAGUCUUGUAUUUCCUUUAUUUUUAGUUGCUUAUGAAUAAAGCUCUCAUGAGUUAUUUCAA